AUGCCGCGCACGGUGGCCGUAGUCGGCGCGGGCCUCCACGUCGCGGUUUUCGAGAAGUCGGGUCGCGCGGGGGGCACCUGGGCGUACGACCCGCGCGCGGACGCCGACGACCCGCUGAGCCGCGACCCGGGCGCCGUGCACGGAAGCCUCUACGCGUCGCUGCGCACAGACCUGCCGUGCGACCUCAUGGGCUUCUCGGUCUUCGCGGGCGACGCGCGCGCGUUCCCGGGCCACCGGGAGGUGCUCGCGUUCCUCGACGCCUUCUCUGAGGAGUCCGGCGUCGCCGCGCGCGUCAGGCUCCGCUCCGAGGUGCUGCGUGUGGCUCCCCUCGGCCAGGUGGAGCGGUGGGUGGUCGCGUGGCGCGGGGAGGACAGCGAGGUGGAGGAGGAGGUGUUCGACGCGGUCGUCGUCUGCAACGGCCACUGGCCGACAAUGGAAUUUCAAUUUCAAGGAAAAAACAAUCUAGCAAUGCUUCUGUCGGCUGUCGCAGGAAUUAACAGUUGGAGUGCAAAACAAAUUCACAGCCACAACUAUCGCACCCCCGAACCGUUUCGGGAUCAGAUUUCAUCAGUUAUUCCGGUGUGCCACUCUCGAGAGCUGCAGAAUGUUGUGGUUGUAGGAUUCUCAGCCAAUGGAAUUGACAUGGGUUUAGAGAUCUCACAGAUCGCCAAGGAAGUGCACGUAGCAGACAGGUACUCGAAGGAUAGGUUGGGAAAGAUUGAGCUCUACCAGGGUUGGUAUCGCUACCAUUUCCCGUUUCUCGACCUGGAUGGGCUCACCGUCGACGACAACCGUGUCGGACCACUGUACAAGCACGUCUUCCCCCCAAAGUAUGCGCCGAAUCUGUCCUUUGUUGGGCUACCAUAUAAGACACUGGAGCAGGAGUCCAAGUGGGUCGCGGCCGUGCUGUCGGGGCGGGGCACGCUGCCAAGCGAGGAGGACAUGAUGGCGGCCGUGAGGGAGCACUACCGGCUGAUGGAGGAGGCCGGGAGGCCGAAGCGCCACACGCACACACUGUCGCCUCAGUGGGCGGAGCAGGUCGGCGAGCCCACACUGGAGCCGUGGAAGUGCGAGAUGUUCGAUAGGGUGCUUGGGAGCAUCUUCACGCUAGAGGAGGCCUACCGAGAUCGCUGGGAACAAGAGAGAAGACAGAGACUCUGGCACUGGUGCGCAUUAGCAAUUAGGAUCACAACGAGCUCCAUCGUGUAA
Molecule: messenger RNA, 1209 nt
Organism: Miscanthus lutarioriparius
Lineage: Eukaryota; Viridiplantae; Streptophyta; Magnoliopsida; Poales; Poaceae
Source: the annotation of a GenBank genome assembly